AGGCCCCGGUAAAUGGGAUGGAAACUCGUGUAACUGCAAAAAUGUGUAUGUGCACUACAUCAUCACGCAUAUACUUUUAUUCCAAACAAAAUAUACUUGAUGGAAACACAAUUGUGGUAGGAAUAUAGCAUUUUGUUUGUAUGCGCAUUUUGGCAUAUUCGCGUGACAAGACGUCACCAAUUGGAUGGAAAUGUAGCUCGUGACACGCGCUGCAUGUUGCUUGGUAACCAAAUGGCGUUUGCUCAAACAGCUGAAAUCCCGAACAUACAAACCCUGCGUUUAGGGCAUGUUUUGCAAAUAUAUGUAACGAAAACACAUGAUGACAUGGAUUAACUAACUUGUUAUCUAUAUCUUUCAAAGGUUCAAGCUUUAUGUUUUGAACAGACACAUUUAGGGUAAGUUCUGUGCGCAAUUGGGAAUAGGUGGUUGGAUCAUCAUAGUGCGACGAAUGUAGACGGUUCCGUUUUCUGACGCAGAUGCUGGGCGAGUCACUUGUCUGUCUGUCUUUUGCCAGUGUGUAUUCGACGCGUUCCUGUGUCCUGUUUUGCUGCAUUGGUUCUCUGUCCAUUGUGGCCGUUGCAUAACAGCAGUUCUUUAAAAUGCACUUUGUAAUUACCCAUUUCGGUCACAGGCACAGGUCCAGUUCAUAAGCAUGGAGAAGAACAAUUACGCAAUAGAAAGUGCCCCUUCGUCCCCCCCAGUGGAGGAGAUGAUGGAGCAGGACGGCAGGCAGCAGAGAGUCUACCACAGGGCUGCCAGGAUGAUACAGAGGACAUGGAGGAGACAUGUGGAUACACGCGUGUUCCAGUACUUCAAGAACCUUGUGAGGUUCCGUAACCAGGGAGACCCUCGACUCCUGCUAAAAAAUGUCAACCCCAGAGAGGCAAAUAUUCUGGAUGCUGCUGCAGGAGUCCACAUCAGAUUCAGACUGGGAGGGACCUCCUUUCCACCGAGCAUCUACUAUAAGAUCUACACCCAUCGACCCAUCGUGGACAUGUGUGCUAACAGCCCCAAGGACUACACCCACCCGAGACAGAAGAGGUCCGUCCCCAGGCAGAUACACAACGGGAGGACCCAGGUGCAGGACGACCAUGCUGGCUGGUACCACCGCGUGGAGAACAACGGCUGGAGACUGCUCUCUGGGAAGGCUGCUCUGUUAGGUGACAUCAUCACGUUGGAGACCAAUGGCAAGAAGGUGGAGUUUCACCAUUCCAAACUGCAGCGUCGUCAGGACGUGGACAGGAGGAAGAAGAGGAGGAAGAUUGAAUGGUUGAAGCAGAUGUAUGACCGUGGCUGUCUGCAUGCACGUACAGAGCAUAGUGAGACAGCCAUGCUGGUGGAGCGGUCAGCCCAGGGCAUGAUGGACGCCGUGGAGCAGCUGGGACCCAACCACAUCGUAGAGUGGGAAGUUGAUGAACUACUGGAGUGGACCAACGCUCUCAACUUUGACGAGUAUAUUAAUGACUGGGGGGUUGUGGGUACCAGUAAUUCCUCUGAGUCCUGGAAAGACAAGAGGCUGGUUCCUUCCAACCUGGAGCCUUGUGUUGAGUUCUCAGGGCUGGGGCAGGAGGACAGCCAGGUGGAUACCUACAGCAGUGUCCUCCACCCCCUGGUCUCCAGCCUCAUCAAAUCAGAACACUCCAAGGCCAAUCUCUUUGACUGACUGACUGGCUGGCUGGCAUUGUAUUGCUGACCAGACCAGUAAAUUGCAAUUAUCAACCAUCAGACACUACUACUAUGACACUAUACAACAUUUCAAGAUCAGAGAAGAGGGUCCUGUACAGCCGCGUUUCCCAGAACUCAGCAUGGUACCAGGAACAAGGCUUUCAACAGCUCCUGGUAUAAGGACAAUUCAUG
This is a messenger RNA of Oncorhynchus gorbuscha (pink salmon), 1857 nucleotides long. RefSeq names its product proteasome maturation protein-like. Gene Ontology annotation, cellular component: nucleus; cytoplasm. The transcript has 10 exons. Lineage: Eukaryota; Metazoa; Chordata; Actinopteri; Salmoniformes; Salmonidae. The record is from RefSeq and is a predicted model, not a curated record. Gene Ontology annotation, biological process: proteasome assembly. Bases 653 to 1663 code for a protein of 336 amino acids.